This is a messenger RNA of Fusarium sp. VM40, 1050 nucleotides long. Lineage: Eukaryota; Fungi; Ascomycota; Sordariomycetes; Hypocreales; Nectriaceae. The record is from the annotation of a GenBank genome assembly.
AUGCCUGAUCAAUACAUCAACGCCGUGUACUACCCCUCAUGGCGCUGCUACAAAGAACGUCCUCCGUCCUGCUUGGAUACUGCGUCUAUCACACACAUAUUCUACGCCUUUGUUGGCGUCAAUGAAGACGGUACACUACGAGCUAUUGAUGACUGGGCCGACAAUGACAAGGCAGUCGAUGGCGAGAAAGGCUGUCUUGCAGCGAUUGCCAAGUUGAAGAGCCAACACCCGCAUAUCAAGACACUCGUCUCAAUUGGUGGUGGCUCCAGCAGCAAAGAGUUCCCUGCGCUUGCUGCGAGCAAAAGGGCGAGGCAAACAUUCGCGCAGCAAAUUAAGGAGUUUUGCGUAGCCCAUCGUUUCGACGGCGUUGACAUUGAUUGGGAGCACCCUCAGACUCCAGAAGCGGGACGGGACUAUCUUCUGUUCCUUCAAGCCAUUCGCGAGACCAUGCCGGCUCCCAGGUACCUGUUGACAAGCGCUCUUCCCACGGGCGAGUACUGUCUUAAACACCUCAACUUGCCAGCUGCGUCCCGGGUGCUCGACUUUCUCAACCUUAUGGGUUACGACUUCACGGGUAGCUGGACUGAUGUCUGCGGCCACCAUGCCCAGCUUCUUCCUCCGAGCCAGAACCUUAACGACGUAUAUCCUACUCUUCGCAAGUCCUGCCAGCGUGGAGUCGACUUCCUCACUGCCAACGGCUUUCCUAGCCGUAAAAUCGUUCUCGGCAUUCCAGUAUACGCCAGAUACUUUGGCCAGGCGCGUGGGCCAGGUCAUCCUUUCAAGGGUGCAGGUGAUAUUGACUACUGUGACUUGCCAGAUGAAUGGGUUCAGUGUGCAAACGUCGAUAAGAACAUCGCAGCGGCAUCCUUCGUUGAUAAAAAAGGAGAUAAGGGCUUUGUCUCCUUCGAUGUUCCCGACACAGUUGGUAUCAAAGCAAGCUAUGCUAAGUCAAUGGGACUUGGGGGUCUGUUCUACUGGACAGGUGCUGGCGAUCGGAUGGGCCGUGAGAGCUUAGUCGCUGCAGGAUGGAUGGCUCUCCAACAUCACUGA